AGGCCGUUUUCCGUACAGCAGCAUGGCGGCCGCCGACGGGAGGCGGUCAUAGCAUCACGCCCGGGGGAAGAGGCCGCCGUAAAGGAAGCUCUGCUUCCUCUUCUUCCUCCUCCCGCCUCCCACCGGCUGUCGUAAAAGGGUGAAUGGAGAGCGAGUUGUGGGGGGGAAAAAGGGAGGACAGGGGGCGCGGAAUCAGAGUGGCGCAGCAAGUGGCCGCAGGUGGCGACGGUGGCGGGGGGUGGGGUGUGAGGUAAUCCAGGGGUCGCGGAAGAGGAGGCUGAGAGGGUCAAAAGAAAACUAAAGCUGCAGUCCGGCCUACUGUUCCGGGGGCCGCGGAGCCCCCACCCGGGGAGAUGGACCUCAACCGGAUCAUCCAGGCGCUGAAGGGCACCAUCGACCCGAAGUUGCGGAUUGCAGCCGAGAACGAGCUCAACCAGUCCUACAAGAUUAUCAAUUUUGCCCCCAGUUUACUUCGGAUUAUAGUCUCUGACCAUGUGGAAUUCCCAGUACGACAGGCAGAGUCUUGCUCUGUUGCCCUGGCUGCAGUGCUGUGGCAUGAUCUCAGCUCACUGCAACCUCCGCCUCCUGGGUUCAAGGAAUUUGCUGGAAUUACAGCUGCCAUUUACCUGAAGAACAUGGUGACACAAUACUGGCCAGAUCGAGAACCUCCACCAGGAGAAGCAAUAUUUCCAUUCAACAUUCACGAAAACGAUCGCCAGCAAAUACGUGAUAACAUUGUGGAAGGAAUAAUUCGGUCUCCAGAUUUAGUGAGAGUCCAAUUAACAAUGUGUCUCCGUGCCAUCAUAAAACAUGAUUUUCCUGGUCACUGGCCAGCAGUGGUCGACAAGAUAGACUAUUACUUGCAAUCACAGAGCAGUGCAAGCUGGCUUGGCAGUUUAUUAUGCCUGUAUCAACUGGUGAAGACAUAUGAAUAUAAGAAAGCAGAAGAGAGAGAACCUCUUAUAAUAGCAAUGCAGAUAUUCCUGCCUCGUAUUCAGCAACAAAUCGUGCAGCUCCUUCCUGAUUCCUCCUAUUAUUCUGUAUUACUGCAGAAGCAAAUUCUGAAAAUCUUUUAUGCACUUGUUCAGUAUGCAUUGCCUCUUCAGCUAGUGAAUAACCAAACCAUGACAACAUGGAUGGAGAUCUUCCGAACUAUUAUCGACAGGACCGUUCCUCCUGAGACUCUGCACAUUGAUGAGGAUGAUAGACCAGAACUGGUAUGGUGGAAGUGUAAGAAGUGGGCACUGCAUAUUGUAGCUCGGCUCUUUGAACGAUAUGGAAGCCCAGGAAAUGUCACAAAAGAAUACUUUGAAUUUUCUGAAUUCUUUUUGAAAACCUAUGCGGUGGGCAUUCAGCAGGUGCUACUAAAAAUUUUAGAUCAAUAUAGACAGAAAGAAUAUGUAGCUCCCCGUGUUCUCCAGCAAGCAUUCAACUAUCUCAACCAAGGGGUGGUUCAUUCUGUAACCUGGAAGCAGAUGAAGCCACACAUACAGAAUAUCUCUGAAGAUGUGAUUUUUUCUGUGAUGUGUUAUAAAGAUGAGGAUGAAGAGCUGUGGCAAGAAGAUCCAUAUGAGUAUAUAAGGAUGAAAUUUGAUAUUUUUGAAGAUUAUGCUUCUCCCACCACAGCAGCCCAGACUCUCUUAUAUACUGCUGCAAAGAAAAGAAAAGAGGUGUUGCCAAAAAUGAUGGCAUUCUGUUAUCAAAUCCUGACAGACCCGAACUUUGACCCUAGGAAGAAAGAUGGAGCCCUGCAUGUGAUUGGUUCCCUAGCUGAGAUUUUACUGAAGAAGAGUUUAUUCAAGGACCAAAUGGAGCUGUUUCUACAAAAUCAUGUAUUUCCAUUAUUAUUGUCUAACCUGGGAUAUCUUCGAGCUAGAUCUUGCUGGGUACUUCAUGCAUUUAGUUCUUUGAAGUUCCAUAAUGAGCUCAAUCUAAGAAAUGCCGUUGAAUUAGCGAAGAAGAGCCUGAUUGAAGAUAAAGAGAUGCCUGUCAAAGUUGAAGCUGCCCUUGCUCUUCAGUCUUUAAUUUCUAACCAGAUACAAGCUAAGGAAUAUAUGAAGCCACAUGUGAGGCCUAUUAUGCAGGAACUGUUGCACAUUGUUAGAGAGACAGAAAAUGAUGAUGUUACUAAUGUCAUCCAGAAGAUGAUAUGUGAAUACAGUCAAGAGGUAGCCUCAAUUGCUGUUGAUAUGACCCAACACUUGGCUGAGAUAUUUGGCAAAGUUCUUCAAAGUGAUGAAUAUGAAGAAGUUGAAGACAAAACAGUAAUGGCUAUGGGAAUUUUACAUACCAUUGAUACUAUCUUAACAGUUGUAGAAGAUCAUAAAGAGAUUACCCAGCAGUUAGAGAAUAUCUGCCUACGGAUCAUUGAUCUUGUUCUGCAGAAACAUGUAAUUGAAUUCUAUGAAGAAAUUCUUUCCCUGGCAUACAGUUUAACCUGCCACAGUAUUUCCCCUCAAAUGUGGCAGCUUCUAGGUAUACUAUAUGAAGUGUUUCAGCAGGAUUGCUUUGAAUACUUUACAGACAUGAUGCCUCUCCUGCAUAAUUAUGUGACAAUAGAUACAGAUACCUUACUAUCAAAUGCAAAACAUUUAGAAAUUCUUUUUACAAUGUGUAGGAAGGUACUAUGUGGAGAUGCAGGAGAAGAUGCAGAGUGUCAUGCAGCUAAACUUCUGGAAGUCAUCAUUCUUCAGUGCAAAGGAAGGGGAAUUGAUCAGUGCAUUCCACUCUUCGUUCAACUUGUUUUGGAGAGAUUAACUCGAGGGGUCAAAACUAGUGAGCUUCGUACUAUGUGUCUUCAGGUUGCAAUUGCUGCCUUGUACUACAACCCUGAUUUGCUGUUACAUACUUUAGAACGAAUUCAGUUGCCUCACAACCCUGGACCUAUCACUGUACAGUUUAUAAAUCAAUGGAUGAAUGAUACAGAUUGUUUUCUUGGGCAUCAUGACCGGAAGAUGUGUAUAAUAGGACUGAGUAUCCUUUUGGAAUUGCAAAAUCGACCUCCUGCAGUAGAUGCUGUGGUGGGACAGAUUGUUCCCUCAAUUCUUUUCCUUUUCCUUGGCCUAAAGCAGGUCUGUGCUACUAGACAACUGGUAAACCGGGAAGAUCGUUCAAAAGCAGAGAAAGCUGAUAUGGAAGAAAAUGAGGAGAUUUCAAGUGAUGAAGAGGAGACAAAUGUAACUGCUCAAGCAAUGCAGUCAAAUAAUGGAAGAGGUGAAGAUGAGGAGGAGGAAGAUGAUGAUUGGGAUGAAGAAGUAUUGGAAGAAACCGCGCUUGAGGGGUUCAGUACUCCACUUGACCUUGACAAUAGUGUGGAUGAAUAUCAGUUUUUUACACAAGCUCUGAUAACUGUGCAGAGUCGAGAUGCAGCCUGGUACCAGCUGCUGAUGGCACCACUCAGCGAGGAUCAGAGGACGGCACUGCAGGAGGUGUACACACUGGCAGAGCACCGACGGACGGUGGCAGAGGCAAAGAAGAAGAUUGAACAACAGGGAGGCUUCACCUUUGAAAACAAAGGAGUCCUCUCCGCAUUUAAUUUUGGGACUGUGCCCAGCAACAACUGAAGGAAAGAACAUCAGCUGACCAAAUGUCAUCGCUGCAUUUUAUUUCACAAAAGGAGUGUGAGGGUCAAGGGGAUGAAAUGAGGGGGCUGCUUUUAGGGCCCUCCUGCUGUACCAGUUACCAUCUGGCAUUAGGCAGCACUUUUAUCUACUCUUUCCCCAUUGACCUUUGUCACCCUGAAAUAUAUAUUUUAAACAGCUACUGUAAGUAUGAAAUGAAAGAAAAACAAUCAUUGGAUGGAAAAGGACAAACCAUAUGUUCCAAAGGCUGAAUGCCCAAGGUUGUUUUAGAGGAUUGGAUAGACUUGCACGUCUCAGGUUUUUGCCAUGCAGAAUCAAUGGAUUUAUGCGGAUAACAGUGCCUUCUGUUGUACAUGAAUUAUCAGAAAAAAAUUUUUGGAGUGCAUUGCAAUUUUUUUUAAAGCAUAAAACAUAUUUCUAGAUACAACAUAAACCUUGGUUAUAUGUCGACUAUUCUGCAUUUUACUCUGUGAAUUUAUUGUUAGGCAGUUACUGCAAGUCACUCUGGUUUCAAAAUCUUCACUGCUCCCUCUGCUCACCCUGCUGCUGGGGGGCUUUUUUCAGGGGUUGUAUUAUAAAAUAUGCACUGGCUCUGGUUUUUCAUAAGAUGUUUUGUGGCUUUUUAAAGAAGUGUCUUACUCCCUCUUCUCUCAUUUUUUUCUGCCUUGAAAAGGGGUGGUAUUUCUUUUGGGGUCAACAAAUACACAUAUCAAUUUCACUCCUAACCUUGUAAGUUCAGGACUCAUUUUCUUGGCAGCAAGUGGCAGGGGCUCUUUAGUCACUGGAGUUAACAGUAAGUCUGAGUAUAUUCUGAAUAAUGUAAUUAUGCAAUUAAUUGAUAAUCAUACCUAAAGCACAUUGAACUUCUAAGAGAAAGGUGCUACGUAAGCACACUGUCUUUCUGGAUGGGGACUUGUAUUUUAAAUAACUUAUCAUUCCAGCUAUGUUGGACUAGGAUCCAAAGCAUUUUAUAAUAUUUUUUUUAAUCUAGGAAAAAGACCCAAACAAAUCUAACUUCCUGCUUUCUCACCUAUUUGAAUUUUCUCCUACCUAGUUUGUUUGUGUCUUUAUUAUAGCUCAGUUUGACUUCUCAAACUUUUCAAGGGUUGGGGCAGCUGCACUUCUAGGUGGCCUAUAGGAAAUAUUGCAGAUGGAGAUUACAGUGUUUUUCUGACCUGGUUCAAGACCAGAACAUGGGUCAUAGGGUUUUUAUUCGGCAAAAUGAAAACGUAUCUUCAGAACUUAACAUAUUACUGGAUGUGAUACAGAUUUUGCUUUCUGUGAAAUUGAAAAUUCACAAAAAUUCACAGCUUAAAUUUCCCAUCAGUGACUGGAGGAAUUUUUUUCAGGUGCUUCCUGUAUUACCAUCCCUCAUGCAUAUUAACUCUUUAGAAUUUUAGGUUAAGUGAUGUCUAUAGAAGUAGCCUGGAAAACCAUGAGUUUUGGAGUUCAGUGACCCCCUGCUUUCUUCUGCCCCUCCCUUCCCAAGGCAUUGAAGCUGAAUGUGCCAACUGGCAGUUAGAAGUGAAAGAUGGCAUUGGGAGAAAUUUUAGAGAGCUUUCAAACUCUUUAUUCUCAUGUUCCACAUGGUCUAAUUUUAACAUAAAUAAUAUGCCUUCACACUGGAUUGUAAAAGGCAUGUGAUUUUUGAGAUUUUAUUUUAUGAUGUAUUGUCUUCUGCAGUAUUAAAGGGAAAGAGGUAUUAAUGUGCAUUACCCUAUCUUGUUUUUGAAGCCAGGGUAGUUGUAUGAUUUUGUUACCAGCAGUGCUAACCUGAAUGUGACCUGGUUACCUUGGAAAUGCAGGAACUUAUAUGAAUGUACUAUAAAAUAAAAUGCGGACUGAUUCCCAGGAUUCUGAA
Messenger RNA from Pan troglodytes (chimpanzee), 5442 nucleotides. RefSeq names its product importin 8 (gene IPO8). Gene Ontology annotation, biological process: protein import into nucleus. Gene Ontology annotation, molecular function: small GTPase binding. The transcript has 26 exons. The record is from RefSeq and is a predicted model, not a curated record. NCBI's taxonomy places the organism in Eukaryota, Metazoa, Chordata, Mammalia, Primates, Hominidae. The coding region runs from base 354 to 3563 and encodes 1069 amino acids. Gene Ontology annotation, cellular component: cytosol; nuclear envelope.